CUAGCAAAGACUUCCGGGUUUCACUUACGUUAAGUUGUUGGAAAAGACAGUCGUCAGAUGUGGACUGUGGAGUCGUUUCUGAUAGAAACGUACUUUUAAGGCGCUAGCUUUAUUAUGGCUGUAGCAAUUCAGAUGAUUGCCACUUGUCCGGGUAUAUAUUGUGGGAAGACACUGCUAAAUGGCUCAUCGGAUGGGGAAUGCGGGGUGUGUCCACGAGGUGAAAGGACCAAUGAGGAUAAGUUCUGUACAAAAUGCACGGAGUCCCCUGAGCUGUACGACUGGCUGUACCUGGGGUUCAUGGCAAUGCUCCCGCUUGUCCUACACUGGUUCUUCAUUGAGUGGUAUUCGGGAAAGAAAAGCUCGAGUGCGCUUUUCCAGCACAUCACAGCGCUGUUGGAGUGCAGCGCGGCUGCCAUCGUAACGCUGCUGGUGAACGACCCGGUGGGUCUGCUCUCCAUCCGGUCCUGCAGAGUCAAGAUGCUGUCGGACUGGUACACUAUGCUUUACAACCCCAGCCCGGACUACGUCACCACACUGCACUGCACACAGGAGGCAGUCUUCCCAUUGUACACAAUAGUUUUGAUAUACUACGCAUUCUGCCUGGUAUUCAUGAUGCUGCUGAGGCCUCUCCUGGUGAAAAAGAUUGCUUGUGGUUUAGGAAAAUCGGACCGGUUUAAAAGCAUCUACGCUGCUCUCUACUUCUUCCCAAUCCUCACCGUUCUGCAGGCUGUAGGGGGCGGCCUCCUCUAUUAUGCAUUUCCAUACAUUAUCUUGGUCUUGUCCUUGAUCACCCUUGCGGUCUACAUGUCGGCCUCAGAAAUACAGUCCUUCAAGAAUCUCAUCGCCAAGAAAAAGAGGUUGGUGGUUCUGUUCAGUCAUUGGCUACUCCACGCAUAUGGCAUCAUCUCCAUCUCCCGAUUGGACAAACUGGAGCAAGACCUGCCCCUGCUGGCCCUGGUCCCCGGGCCUGCCCUCUUCUACUUGCUCACAGCCAAAUUUACAGAGCCAAACAGGAUCUUAUCGGAGGGAGGCAAUGGGCACUGAGUACUCCCUCUGGGUUUGGACACAUGCCCUCUGAUUCCUGGCAUUGAUAGGAAAGUGGAGGAUCCUCACUGUUCACGCUGUAGCUGCCAUUUUGCCCAGCUGUGAUCCAAGUGGAGGAGAUGGAUGCAGCAGUUGUUUACUCUUACUUGGUCUAUCAUAACUGGGCUCGGUACUGGUUUUAUGACAGCUGUUUGGGAUUGCCAUCCUCUUGUCGAAAGCAAAAAUAAUUGAGAGUAUUCUAUGUAUAUACUUGUAGAAAGUAAAUAUUCAAAUAUAUGUCUACAGUACUUGAACAUGUGAAUUAUAUUGUACUAAUGCGUGCUUCUGGCCAGAUUUGUGCUUCUCUCUCUGCUAAUGUGCUCAUAGAAUUUGUUGGGGGUUAUGUUCAUGUCUGCAAGUUGUAGGUUCUUUACAAAUGACUGACUGUGCUAUAUAUUUUGUCACUCCACACGAAGUAACUUGGUGCAGUCACUUGAUUUUUUUUGUCUAAAUACAGCAGUUGUCCUUGUGAUAUUUAAGGUGAUGAAUACCUCAUCACAAAGGUGGUAAAGGUUUUUGGAUCAAAAAGAAUAAUUUUUGAUUACAAAAUCAGUGUGCCAAAUCCUUUAUUGUACCCUUUUUCUGCUCACAGGUAGCACUGAUGUUUUAAGUGUUUGAAGUUGUAUCAGAGUGAAGAAGCCAGAUGUUUGUAUUAUAGUUUGUAUGUAUCUUAAUAGGAUACAUUAACACGAUUGCUGCUGCUGAAUAGGAUUAGUUGUGCAUACCUGUACAAAGCAUGCCUGUGUUUUCCUGCUGUAUAGGCGAAGUGUGCAUGCGUCUGUCAGCGUAUGGGCAUGCAAUUACAGAUCAAUUUCUUCGCAAAAAUGUAUUAUUUAUUUUUUAUUUCUGUAUAUUAGAGCAGCAAAUGUUGAAUUUAUGCAUUCCUUUUAUGUAAAUGGUAAUGCAAGGAGAUAUCUUUAAUAUUUAAAGAAGUAACAUUUGCAAUUUACAUAAGUUUUUUCUUUCUUUCUUGUAUUUCUACUUUGUAGACAAGAAAUUCCAUGUUAUAAACGGCAGUACUUUAUCAUAUAAAUAGCUUUCAUAUUGCCGUUUGGCCCAGUCAAUAUAUUGUGUGUGUGUGUGUGUGUGAUGAUGAUGAUGAUGAUGAUCCUGGUGUCUGGAUUCAAACAUGGAUAUAACAUGGAUAUAAUUGCAUCAAUGUAAUUGUUCUGACAGAAGUGGUAAUUUUAUUCAAAUAAACUAAUUAUCAAAUGUG
Conger conger (European conger) is the source of this 2299-nucleotide messenger RNA. It is a transcript of the gene jkamp, whose product is annotated as jnk1/mapk8 associated membrane protein. The record is from RefSeq and is a predicted model, not a curated record. The transcript has 7 exons. Bases 115 to 1044 code for a protein of 309 amino acids. Gene Ontology annotation, cellular component: membrane. Gene Ontology annotation, molecular function: ubiquitin protein ligase binding. NCBI's taxonomy places the organism in Eukaryota, Metazoa, Chordata, Actinopteri, Anguilliformes, Congridae. Gene Ontology annotation, biological process: response to unfolded protein.